GAAGCAAAAUCUAUGCAUUCCUCGACAUUGCCCACUUCAUCUGCUAGACAGAGCAGGAUAUUCUUCAAUAACUUCUUCGGAUUUUCUGGUCUGCUGGGUGUUGGAAACCCUGUGCAGGAAGAAGUUAGCGAUUUGUCUACUGAGAUUGACGAUGAUCAAGAUGAGUCAAGAAAUUGCUCAUGUGAGUGUGGAGUGUCGAAUCAUGAAAAUAGAAUAGUGGGUGGGCGACCUACUGGAAUAAAUCAUUACCCAUGGAUAGCCAGAAUUGUCUACGAUGGGCAUUUUCACUGCGGAGGUUCUCUAGUGGCUGAAAGUUACGUUCUAACUGCAGCGCAUUGUGUAAGAAAAUUAAGACGAUCAAAAAUUCGAGUGAUACUCGGUGACCAUGACCAAUCGACGACUACUGACGCACCUGCAAAGAUGAGAGCUGUUUCGUCCAUUAUAAGACACAGAAACUUUGACACGGACUCUUACAACCAUGACAUUGCAUUGCUAAAACUACGAAAAUCUGUAGAGUUUACAAAAAAUAUCAGGCCAAUAUGUUUGCCAGCAAUUAGAGACCCAGCCGGGAAAACCGGUAUUGUCGUAGGAUGGGGUAGAACAAGUGAAGGUGGUAAUCUGCCAAAUAUAGUGCAGGAAGUUGAAGUUCCAAUUUUAACUCCAAAUCAAUGUAAAGCAAUGAAGUAUCGGGCAUCGCGAAUAACAUCUUACAUGUUGUGUGCUGGUAGAGGAGCAAUGGAUUCAUGCCAAGGGGACAGUGGAGGACCGCUUUUAGUACACAAUGGUGACAAAUAUGAAAUUGUAGGGAUAGUGUCGUGGGGCGUUGGAUGUGGAAGACCUGGAUAUCCCGGAGUGUAUACGAGAGUUUCAAGAUACAUUAACUGGUUAAAACUGAACUUAGAUGAUAACUGUCUCUGUAGUUAAUACGAAUGUUAAUAGAUAUAUAUGUAUAAA
This is a messenger RNA of Dendroctonus ponderosae (mountain pine beetle), 954 nucleotides long. RefSeq names its product trypsin-1. NCBI's taxonomy places the organism in Eukaryota, Metazoa, Arthropoda, Insecta, Coleoptera, Curculionidae. Gene Ontology annotation, biological process: proteolysis. Gene Ontology annotation, molecular function: serine-type endopeptidase activity. The record is from RefSeq and is a predicted model, not a curated record.